Messenger RNA from Lactuca sativa (garden lettuce), 2370 nucleotides. RefSeq lists its product as uncharacterized. Lineage: Eukaryota; Viridiplantae; Streptophyta; Magnoliopsida; Asterales; Asteraceae. Gene Ontology annotation, molecular function: protein dimerization activity. The record is from RefSeq and is a predicted model, not a curated record.
AUGAAGCAAGUGAAAUUCAUAUGUGAAAGCAACUUACAAAGACCUAAUCCUAAUGAAAGUGAUGAAGAAUGUUCCCAAAUACCAAUCACCAAUAAAUCAAUUCCUUCCGUUUCUAAUCCUAAUGCAACUCCACAAACACCAAUCACCAAUCAUUCAAUCCCUUCUGUUUCUAAUCCAACUCCACAAACACCAUGUUCUAACCAACCUAUUGACUUGAAAGAUCUUCCAAAGGACCCGGCGGAUAGGCCAUUGAUUACAAGUUACAAUUCAAAUAUAAGAGAUGAUGUAAGAAGAGCAUAUUUGCUUCAAGGACCGUGUCAAGUAAGGGCACAUAAGUUUCCUAAAAAAAUAGGUGAUAGAUUUAGAAGAUUCGUUCCUUCAUGGUUUAAUGACUUUGAUUGGUUGGAAUAUAGUGUGAAAAACAAUUGUGCAUAUUGUUUAUAUUGUUAUUUGUGUGGGGACCUCAUGGGACAAAAAGGAGGGAGAGAUGCAUUUGUUUCCCAAGGUUUUGAUACUUGGAAUAAAAAAGAUGUAUUUCGGACUCAUGUGGGUGGUGUUGAUAGUUUUCACAACAAAGCAAGAGAAAAGUGUGAGCUUUUAAUGAGGGAAAAACAAGCAAUUAAUGUAGUCUUGAGGAAGCAAACCGAAGCGGAUGACAAUAAAUAUAAAGCUCGAUUACGUGUUUCUAUUAUUGUUGUUAGACUUUUAUUAAAAACCGGUUUACCGUUUCGUGGUCAUGACGAGUCGGUUAACUCGGAAAAUAGAGGGCUUUACAUUGAAGUGUUAAAAGCCAUUCGAGAGACUAGUGAAGAGAUUUUCAACAAUACUUUAGAAAAUGCUCCUAAAAACAAUCAACUAAUUUCCCCUAAAAUUCAAAAAGAACUUGUGCAAUGUUUUGCACAAGAAGUACUUUUGAGUAUUCGUGAAGAGAUUGGUCAAGAUGUUUUUGCUUUACUAGUUGAUGAAUCUAGUGAUGUUUCAAAAAAGGAACAAAUGGCUAUUGUUUUGCGUUAUGUCGAUAGUCUUGGCUUUGUGAAAGAAAGAUUCAUAGGAAUAGUGCACGUGAAGGAUACAUCUUCUUUGACCCUCAAAAACGCCAUAAAUGAAGUACUUACAAGUAAUAAGUUGAGUUUUAGUCAGAUAAGAGGACAAGGUUACGAUGGGGCUAGCAAUAUGCGAGGGGAAUUCAAUGGUUUGAAAGCUUUGAUAUUACAAGAGAAUGACACGGCUUUUUAUGUACAUUGCUUUGCACACCAACUUCAACUAGUAGUUGUGGCUGUAGCAAAGAAGCAUGAUGGUGUUAGUAACUUUUUUUUGAGUAAAUUUCGUUGGUGGUUAAUGUUGUUUGUGCCUCGUGUAAAAGAAAAGACUUACUAUGAGAACAAGCAAGAGAAAGGGUGCAAAAAGGCUUGUGUAGUGGUGAUCUUGAAACAGGAAGAGGAUGUUCUUGUAGUUUUAGAUUUUGUGAAAGAGGAGGGAGGGUCAUUGGCAAACCGUCAACAAGCAUCUGGAAUCUUAGCAUAUUUUAAAUCAUAUGAGUUCGUGUUUUACUUACAUAUGAUGUAUGACAUUUUACACCUCACGGGUACAUUGUCAAAGCAACUUCAAAGAAAAGAUCUAGACAUUUUGGAAGCGACUUCGAUGGUUAGAGGGACAAUGGAGGCAUUGCAGUCUUUUAGAAACAUAGGGUUUGCUAGCAUUUUGCCAAAAGUAUCCUCUUUUUGUCAAACACACGAAAUUGAAACUUUAGAUAUGGAAGAGUUGUAUAUUGGUGCGAGAAACCGUAGGACUACAAAGACUAAUAGAUUUCAUUUUGAGGUUGAAAUCUUCAACACAGUGGUAGAUAUGCAACUUACAGAAUAUCGGGAUCGAUUUAGUGAAACAAGCACCCAAUUACUAGAAUACAUGGGUGCUUUGAGCCCUUGUGAUUCAUUUGCACAAUUUGACAAAUCAAAGCUAUUGAAGUUGGGUAAGUUAUACAAGUAUGACUUUGAUGAUUCAGAUAUGAUAGACCUCGAAGGGCAACUUGAGAUAUUUUAUCACUCUUGCAUCAAAGAUGAGCGUUUCACUAGUUUGAAAGGAAUUUCCGACCUUUCUCGUUUGAUGGUUAGUACAGGGAAGCAUCGGUCUUAUCCUUUGGUUUAUAAGCUUUUAAAGUUGGCUUUAAUAUUACCCGUAGCGACCGCAAGUGUAGAAAGAUGUUUUUCAAAGUUGAAGCUCCUGAAGACAGACUUGCGUAACAAAAUUGGCGAUGAAUUUUUGAACGACUCAUUGCUUUGUAAUGUCGAGACGGAAGCACUUAUGAAAGUUGAGGAUGAAAAAGUAAUGGAGCGGUUUCAAAAGAUGUCUGCACGAAGAGGACAAAUUUAA